AUGAAGAUAUCCCAAAAGUAUCGAGAGAUGGAGAAGCUGAAUUUUGUGAAAAACGGUGUCCUGAGACUGCCACCUGGGUUCAGGUUCCACCCGACGGAUGAAGAACUUGUGGUACAAUACUUGAAGCGUAAGGCCCAGUCUUGCCCUUUGCCGGCAUCCAUCAUCCCUGAGGUCGAUGUGAACAAGUCUGAUCCAUGGGAUUUACCAGGUGAUUUGGAGCAGGAGAGGUUCUUUUUCAGCACCAGGGAAGUCAAGUACCCGAACGGAAACCGCUCCAACCGGGCAACCAUAUCCGGAUACUGGAAAGCAACCGGAUUAGAUAAGCAAAUUGUGACCUGUCGGACCAAUCAAAAUCAAGUAGUUGGCAUGAAGAAAACUCUGGUUUUCUAUAAAGGAAAACCCCCAACCGGGUCUCGAACCGAUUGGAUCAUGCAUGAGUACCGUCUUGCCCUUGCUACCCAAAACCCGACCACCCAGGGUAUGGAGAACUGGGUGCUGUGCAGAAUUUUCUUGAAGAAACGAGGGAACGGGAACAAGAACCAGGAAGAAGAGAAAGAGACACUUGAGGUUGAGGUUGAACCCAAGUCGAACCCAGUUUUCUAUGAUUUCUUGGCAAAAACAAAGCCAAAAACGGCCGAUUUGAAUCUAUUACCGGCUUCGUCAUCCUCUGGUUCAAGCGGGAUCACCGAUGCUUCUGUUUAUGCUUGCCGUGAGACGGAUGAACAUGAGGAGAGCAGUAGCAAUUGCGAUCAUGUUUCAACUUUUAGAAGAAAACAGUGGCCGUGAAAUCAAGAAUCUUUUAAUUUUCUAGUGUUUAAAAAAUACUAGUUUUAGUUUUACUUUUUUUUUUUUUAAAGGUUAAAUUUCCCAUCACUCAUCUCAUCAGAGGAGCAUUAUAAUAAUCCAAACCAAAUUUAGAUAUGUUAAAAUGGUUGUCCAUGGAAUGGAAUAUGGAAGAAGAGAACUAGAAACAAGGAAGGAAGGAAGAAAUAGAAACAGAAACAGAAACAGCUGUCCCUCCUAUUCUUUGUAAUCUCCUCUUCAAAUUUCACAACUUUUUGGUGAUUUAUUAUUAAUUCUCAAAUUUCUUUCCUUCUCAUCUUCAACUUCAACUUGGUUGGUUUUGUUUUUACACCAUCACAAUCAUUAUUUAAUCUUUUUCUCAUGUCAUGGGUCCCAUUUUAAACUAUUGCAAUUUAAGGUUCAAAAGUAAAAAAGGAUUAUUACUUGUAAAUCAAGGACCAAGCAAUUAGGAAGCAGUAUUGAAAAAACAGCACACAAUGGUUGCAACACAAAGAUUUACGAGGAGAAUUAAGAAUAUCUGUUCGUCAAUCAUAUUUUAUUUUAAGACAAAUGUUAUGCAAUCGACCUUAAAACGGACUAAAGACCCAACAUCCUUGACUUUUAAUCUCUCUCUCU
Messenger RNA from Lactuca saligna, 1419 nucleotides. NCBI's taxonomy places the organism in Eukaryota, Viridiplantae, Streptophyta, Magnoliopsida, Asterales, Asteraceae. The record is from the annotation of a GenBank genome assembly.